Messenger RNA from Anopheles arabiensis, 1154 nucleotides. Its product is annotated as chymotrypsin-2-like. The record is from RefSeq and is a predicted model, not a curated record. The coding region runs from base 92 to 847 and encodes 251 amino acids. Gene Ontology annotation, molecular function: serine-type endopeptidase activity. Gene Ontology annotation, biological process: proteolysis. Lineage: Eukaryota; Metazoa; Arthropoda; Insecta; Diptera; Culicidae. The transcript has 3 exons.
CUUUUCAGCGUAUUCUGCAACGAACAACGGCUCUUGGAGCAGUCUCUUUCAUCAGCCAAAAAAGUAAAAGGAAGCUACAGUUGAUAGUAAAAUGAUGACUAAAUUCGUGAAAUGUGCAGUGCUUAUAAUUGCUGCUGCAGUCUUUCAAACAUCUGAAGUACGCUCCAUCGUUGGUGGACACGCAUCGUUACCAGGAGCGGCUCCAUACAUUGUUGCAAUAAAAACAACCAGUGCUUCGACUUUGUUGUGUGCUGGUGUGCUGAUAAAAACAACAUGGAUACUCACCACAGCGCAAUGCGUGAAUGACAAAACAGCGGCAGAUUUAAAAAUUCUAACAGGAUCCCAUCGCUUGCUUACGAGCAAGGAAUUGUUAUUGGUUAGCAAAAUUGAACGCCAUCCAUCGUACAAACCGGCGAGCAGCGAAUAUAACUUGGCACUACUACAACUUUCUGCGGCAGUCUCACUUUCGUCAAGGGUUACUACAGUUGUUCUGAAUGACGAACCAAUUAUUAGCGGCAUUCCAGUCGUAUUUUUCGGUUGGGGAGCUUCAUCGUACGGCAGCCUUGCGUAUUCAAAUGUGUUGCAGUCACUUUAUAAACGUACACUGUCAACAUCUGAUUGUCGCGCUCAAAGCAAACUGGUGGAUCUAUCAGCUGAUAAUAUAUGUACUAUCGGUCAACCCGGACAAGCUGCUUGCACGCACGACGAGGCAGGUCCGCUGGUACGAUAUGACACGCAAAAACUUCUUGGACUCUUCAAUUAUGGUUCACAGUGCACAGGUCGCUCGCCAGACGUGUUUGUGAAUGUGUUGACUCAUAAAACUUGGAUCGACAGCAUUGCUAUAUGAAUAACGGUAAGGAGUACGAUGAAACGUGACGAAUUGGUCGCUGUUGGUAAUGAAAGAAAUACUGUUAUGUUUAAUCUGUAAACAUAUAUCUAUCUACAUCACACGAAUAAUAACUGAAUUUAAAUUUUAUUGAGUUCAUUAAUGGUAUUAGAAUUUGUAGAUGAAAUUGGAAUCGGUACGUCAAAAAUAGUACAAGUUAACAUUUAACGCGCACAUUGACUGUCGUAUUAAAAAGAUAGCUAACAUGUGUGGUGUCGUAAAUAAACAUAAAAAUUAAUAAAGGGUAAAUGUACCAAUAGUGGUGCAA